CUUUUAAGGCAAACAAACACACACAGAGAGUAGAGAGAGAUCAAACACACACACACACAGUAGAAGCAAUAAAUGGCAACCACAAUCAUGAGUUCCCUGAGUCUGAAACCCUCCGCCUUCACCGUGGAGAAGUCCGCCGUGAGGGGGCUGCCGUCGCUGAACAGAACCACCACUCUUAGGGUUCAGGCCAGUGGCAUCAAGAAGAUCAAGACCGACACUCCUUAUGGACUUGGUGGAGGUAUGGACUUGAGGGAUGGUAAAGAUGCAUCUGGCAGGAAGCCAACAGGAAAGGGUGUUUACCAGUACGUUGACAAAUACGGUGCUAAUGUCGAUGGAUACAGCCCCAUCUACAACAGAGACGAGUGGGCACCAACCGGUGAUGUUUACGUCGGAGGCACAACAGGGUUGGCCAUAUGGGCAGUCACACUUGUUGGUAUUCUUGCUGGAGGUGCACUUCUUGUUUACAACACAAGUGCUUUGGCUCAGUAAACAAAUUAAUUAUGUUGUAAUUUGUUUUUAAUUAGAAACAUAUGUGUAUUGAUACUUUGUGGAUUUUUACAGCCAAUUUGUAUAAUCUAAAUACUUUUUUAUAUAUAUUGUGGUUGUGUAUUAAAA
This is a messenger RNA of Erythranthe guttata (spotted monkey flower), 615 nucleotides long. RefSeq names its product photosystem II subunit R (gene PSBR). NCBI's taxonomy places the organism in Eukaryota, Viridiplantae, Streptophyta, Magnoliopsida, Lamiales, Phrymaceae. Gene Ontology annotation, cellular component: photosystem II oxygen evolving complex; photosystem II; thylakoid membrane. The record is from RefSeq and is a predicted model, not a curated record. Gene Ontology annotation, biological process: photosynthesis.